This is a messenger RNA of Lucilia cuprina (Australian sheep blowfly), 706 nucleotides long. RefSeq lists its product as uncharacterized. NCBI's taxonomy places the organism in Eukaryota, Metazoa, Arthropoda, Insecta, Diptera, Calliphoridae. The record is from RefSeq and is a predicted model, not a curated record. The transcript has 3 exons. Gene Ontology annotation, molecular function: transmembrane monodehydroascorbate reductase activity. Bases 1 to 600 code for a protein of 199 amino acids.
AUGCCACAUGAUUUGAAAAGUUUUUGGGCUUGGAAUGAAAAGGGAUUAACAGAAUAUAAAGAACAUUUUCUGGGAUUCAAAUUCUCCUUUCUUAUGGCCGAAGCUAUAAUGUGUCAUUACAAUCAAAAUGUUUUGACUUUUAGCUUUCGUCGCAACACUAAAACCCUUAUACAUUUGGUGCUACAAGUUUUGGGUGGAGGAAUUGGCAUUGCAGGUGUUCUCAUCCAAUUAAUACAUGACAAAUUCGAUCUGUUCAAUGUUCAUGCAAAAUUAGGUUUUGCUGCUUUUAUUUUAUGUUUAAUCAGUUUCGUAACGGGUUUAUCGGCCUUAUUUUCCAACACAUUAAAACGUUUCUUAAGUCCACUGUUAAAUAAAACUUUUCAUAAUAUUUUGGGUAUGAGUACAUUUGUUGUAGCUCUAGUUGCUCAAUAUUAUGGUUAUAAUACUGGUCUAUUUACUCGUAAUGUACCCACAAAAGAUUUUGUUAUAUUAAUGAAAUGUUUAACAUUAAUAUCAGCUGUUCUAACGUCUCUGGGUCCCUUGAAGACGUUGAUCUAUAAACUGAAGGUGGUUAUUAGUCAGUAUAGUGUAAAUUAUUGAUUAACACUUCCAAUUUCUGUAUAUGUUAUAUAAAGUCUAAUUUAUUUUGUAUUCUAUUUUUAUAUAUUUUAAUAAUAUUUUGUAUUUAAAUAAAAUUCUACUAAAA